UUUCCCAUAAAUAUGCUAAAUUCCUCUUGAUAUGCAAAUUCUUUUGUCAAAGCGCCCUUUCCCCCCCUUCCAACCCAGCUUAUAUAUAUGCUCCAAGCACGUGUGCUGUUUCAUUCAGACGCUGUCGCCUCGACAGACCUGGUUUUCACCUGAGGACGGCUGCUUGCGUUGUGGCCGAAACGUCGUGAGAAUUAUUUUAUUAUGUUUUAUUUUUAUUAUUUUAUUACUUCCCUUCUACGUGACUUUACCGAAAGAACCAAGAAGAUUCACACGUAGGCUUUCGCGACCAAUAUUCAUAAUCGAGGUUUUUUUUGCGUUAGAUCGCGUAAAUAUGAAUCUACAUCAGUAAAUAUGAAUCUGCCAGUACCAAAAUGUGAGAAUAGGUUUUCCACUUUUUCUGGCAACAAAACAGGUGUUAAGAUGUUAAAACACCAAAUUGAAACAUUUGACAAGGAAUAUGAAUCUGUCAUUAAAUCCGCCACCACCACAAAUCUGGCUGUUGCCUGAUGAUGCUUGUAAUUACUGGUGAAACGUCCUCGACUUUUUUAACGUUGUGGGUUUACUCUCCAACACACUGGUGUGCUGUACUAGUAACGAAUUGGCAUGCUUUGUUUACGUGACAAACCUUACGAAUUAGCUGUGUCGGGUGGUGGCGGGUUGAACGAUACAUGAAUAUUUACACGAUGUAACCCAAAAAAACCUGGAUAUUCAUCAAUUAUAAUACUGUUUGGCCAAUAGGGCAGCUAGCCCUGUUGGGGGCUGCCUCAGCCCUUCCCAUCCACGGUAGUUAAAAUACCGUGCAGUUUGGGUUUACAUUGCAUCCAAGUGGGACAGCAUCUCUACAGAUGCUUUAGAGACACACUGGGCACAUUGUGUAGAGGCAGUCGUAGGCAGAGGGAGGAAGGAAAGAUCUGGAGCCUUGACUUGAACCGGGACAGGUAGUCAACAGCACGGAUAACUUGGGGAAGGCGGUUCCGGACUGGGGGUAGCAGAGGAAAAUGAGCAACAUCCUGAGGGUAGGUUGACUGGGGCCUUUCACAGAAAGUCUUGGUUGCUAGAGCAGAGAGUGCACGGAGGGGAGUAGAGCUGGAAGAGAGCGGUCGGUGAGUGCGUGGAGAGAAGCAUCGUGAGAUGAGGGAGGAGGAGAAAGACCAUAGAGCAUUUUGGAGACGUGUAGAGGCUGAGCUCGGUUCCAGCCGACGUCGGGGGCUGGUCCAAAAGCGGAACGUCUCGGACCUAGUGCCAUCCUUUGUGGUGGAUGAGGGGCUGAGCAACAACAUGGCGACGCCGGUCAAGGGGAAGCGGCCUCGCACACGCCAGACCAUGUUGUUAGGGCCAGCAGAGAUCAGUGCCUACCAGAGUCAAGGAAUCGGCGUGAAUCAGAGCGUAUUGCUCGGCCACGCCUGCAAAGCGGCGGCGCUGGAUCUGGAGGAGUUGUUGCUACCCAUGGACGCCCUCCAGGGCACUGCUGCAUCCAGGCUGGACCCGGCUCCUCCGUGCCCCCCGGCCGUGACAAACAACGCAACGGCCAAUGUUAACUCCAGCAGCAGUAGUAGCAGCAGCAGCAGCGACUCUGAAGUGGAGGCCGGCAUGGAGCAGCUGUCAUCUUACGAGCGCAAGAGACUUCGGAACAUCCGGGAGAAUGCAAAGUUCCUUGCGGAUCUCAACAUCCAAAAGGCGGUGGAGAGCCUGAAAGAAGUUAAUAAACGUUCACACAGGUCCAGAGUGAAGGUGAAGCAGCCACCGCUGCCCCUGCGCAAGCCGUCCCGCCGCUUGCGCAAGCUGGACCCGUCGGGCGUGCCACUGCCCGAGGAGCAGCCCUUGCUCACCCCAGCAGAGUCUCAUGUGAAGCUCAGGGCAUCCGGUCCACUGAAGAUGGAGGCCACCAACCUGUCCACGGAGGAGCAGAAUGCCCUACUCGAGGUGUGGAGGAAAAGCGAGCAGAUCGUUGAGACUGAUGGUCGCGAGCCUUGCGGAUCUGCGUGGCUACUUGGGUUGCGUCAGGGCAACUGCCGCAUCGCCAAGGUGAUGAGGGAGAAAAUCUGCUCGGUGGCUGUGCACCCAACCAUGGACCACGUCCUCGUGGCUGCUGGGGACAGCCAGGGCAACGUGGUCUUCUGGGACCUGGACUCGUCGCCGGGGGAGGCCGCCGCCGUGACUCUGUUCCGGCCGCACGUCGACCGCGUGUCGUGCCUGUGCUUCCCGCCGACACAGCGCACGCGUCUCUACUCGAGCAGCUUGGACGACUCGCUGCGCUGCGCCGAUCUGCACCACGGUGUCUUCGAUGAGGUGUACGCCGGCAAAUCAAGUCCACCUGUGGGCCUCACCAGCUUCGACUUCCAGUCUGAGGAUGGUGCCUCGCUGCUGGUGGGCCGCUGCGACGGCGCCGUGGAGCUCGUCGACUGCAGGAGCCCAAGGAAGUGUGGCGAGCAGCAGUGGAUGGUGCACCAGAAGAGAGUCCACUCAGUGCACGUGCACCCCACGCAGAGGCACUACUUUGUGACGGCGUCCACCGACUGCACCGUACAGAUCCAUGACGUCCGUGCGAUGGGCGUGGGCCAACGCAGCGGCACCGCUGCCAACGCCGUCGCCGUGCUGCAGCAGCACAGCCGCGUGGUGCACUCGGCGUACUUCUCACCGCUCACCGGCAGCCGCCUGCUCACCACCUCCAUUGACAACUCCAUGCAUGUGUACGACACCCGCGUUCUGGGCUCGCAGAUCACUCGCACCGCCAAGAUAUGCCAUAAUAACCACACGGGCCGAUGGCUUGUGCCGAUGAGAGCCAUGUGGGUGCCGGGCGGUGAGGACAUGUGGAUGUGCGGCAGCAUGGAGUGGCCACGCCACCUCGACGUCUUCUCAGCCACAGGGCAGAAGCUUCUGGUGGUGGGGAAGGAGGAGAUAUCGAGCAUCUGCACGGUGAUCACCUUUCACCCGACGCGACCCGUGCUCGUGGCCUGCAACUCGAGCGGGAAGGUGCACUUGUUUGCUGGCUUGCCCGGAUCGCUGUGCCAAGAUUCCGCCGCCGGCACCGUGUAAGCUCGGGGACACGGAGCGAUUUCCCCAAUCAACAUCGAUUCAUAUGCCCCUUGUGUCGAGUCACCCCUGGAGAAUCUGUUCUUUAUGAUCGGUACAAAUUAUAAACGAAUGCCGCCUGUAGAGUAAUGGGGCAGAUGAGACGGUGCAGACGAGAUGGAGAGAGUGGGACGGGGCGAACAGGACUGGGUGACCAACACAGGGCGAGCGACAUGGAAAAGAAUGCAUCGAGUCUCACUCGGGGGUGAAGUGUAGUUGCCUCGUGCGCGUAUGUUUUUGUUUUCAACGUGGAGACCAUAGAUGUUGUUUUGUUGUAUCUUUCCAGGGUUGCUUCCCUAAAUCAGUAGUUUACAAUCUGGGUGGUACUUUUGUCCAAAAUCCGAGAGGUCUCCAUAACAAAUCGCACGGCUGUGCAUUUGAUUCGUUGAGCUCGGGCUGUUCGACUUAAAAGCGUUGCUCACCCAAGACAAGCUUGCAGUUGCCGCCACGUGGAACAUGUAGGCGACUUGUUUCCUUUUUUAGUUCAGCUGCUGCCGGGCGGCGGCGGCUGUGGCAGCUACGCCACGCGUAGCCUGCAACCUAUUACUGCAGUGGCAGCAACGAGGGCUGGUGAGUCGCACAAAUAUUCCGGAACUUCCCUUCCCGUGGACGUUGAGUAGUUGCUUUACCCUGGCUCGCCAGAAGAAGGCGGUACAGCCAAAAUGGUGGACUCUACCUGUUCCGUCUGUGUAGGAUCGAGUAUUUCCCCCUCGCCGUGCGUGGGUUUUCUCUGGGUCCUCCGGUUUUGCCGGCUCACUUCCACGUCUGCUGCCUUAGUGCUCGUCACGUGUGUCCUCCUUGCGCCUCUCUCUGUAUGAGAGUGACUCCUGCACAGCGGCGGUGGCAACGUGUGUGUGUUGCUCUUACGCCAGCGGCCACUCGUGAGAUUGACGGUGUCUGUGCUUAACCGCAGAGUUUCCCCCGUCCGUGUUAAUGUCAACAUCACGAUUUUUCAACGCUCGUUCACCCACGAAAAGCCUCCCCGUAUACAUCCCACUGCUUUAAACGACACCGAGCAAGAUGUGUCCAGAGGCGCCUUGUGGCAAACAUCUUUACAGUUACGUGGCCACUUGCAUCAAACACCUCAAGUGCUUGUCCCUUGAACGCGCCUGGAAUUAAAUCGACCGGGCGAAAUUCCCUUUGGUGUUUUAUGCAAUGUAAGUGUUCGUCAAACGACGUGGUUAAUUAUAUUAAUAUGCCCAGUGGGCAUUGUUUCAAGGGGUAUGGAUGAAGCCUAAGGUCACUGUAUAGUGAGGGCCUUUGUCGCCUUGUGUGUUAGGCAGGCACGUGCCUCUCGGCCUGCUCGGCGUGCGCUCGCAAACCACGAGCUGUGCACGUUUCCGAGGGCCUGGGUGCUGCACCCAUUCAAGCGCGGUGGUCUUUACAUGGAUGGAGAGACACUGACACAGUUAACCGCCGCGCUCCACUCACUUCGUGUUCACGGGUGCUGAUAAGCUCCUUAACUGCUUUGCCUGGGAAGCAUAAUAAAUGUUGCAUUUUUUUUGUGGACCCUUCGCGUGUUUUCACUUAAAUCUACGAUAACCCGCUUAGCCCAUUGCGAAAGCACGUCACCGCGUGUACACCCUGCCAGCCGGCAGGCCAGUGCCGGUUAUCGGAUUGGUGCGGUGGUUUUCGUGAAAUAUUGGCAACACCUUAAAGAGUGGCACGGCCACGCAGGAGCGUGAUCGCUUUUACGUGAACUGGAACAUGAGCACCUGGGUGUCCAGCUCCUGCACAUACGACCAGCCACAGUCUCGCAUGACCGUCGGCUCCUGGGGCCCGGCGCAUACAUCUGUCACGCGCUCACUUCUCCCAGUCGAGUACAAAUCCCCUAACAUGUAUAGGGGUUCCCUUAAUGGACUGCUGUGCAGCUUGAUUCAUUUUAGCUCGGAAUCAAUAUGGAUUUAUACUGAAAGAAUCCGAUGAGCUCUAAAGCUUUUUUUCACAGAUGUCCAGUAGUUUUCACAGAUGUCCAGUAGCUCUUGGGCCCUGGCGAGACCACGUGGCACAGAAGGAAGGGAAGACCUGGGGCCAGGGGCCGGGGCCAGGGGCCAGGGCCCGGAGCUGACCGACGGGUGGUCGUGGCACCUGCACCGGGCUGAACACUUGGACCCCCGUCCCCUGUUCCCAGGUCAUAGGUCCGUGCCGGAGGUCACGCAUCCACGGGUACCCUACGAUAUUCGGGGUAGGUUGCUGAUAAAACCAGAGCAGGAGAGCUAACAAAACAGGGCCUUGGAAAUGCACUCGAGGUGGUCGGGUUAGUAGACUGCCCAAGACGAGUAGCUCGUUGCUUAGUUAAUUAGGGCUUGGGUCAGAGGGUGGCUCGUAAUAGUGGCUAGUUGGCGACUUUGUUAGGAGUUGGUCAGAGGGCUAGUACUAGUGAGGAGUUGGCUAGUUAGGGCUACGGUCAGUGGGUGGCUAGUACUCGUGGCUAGUUGGAAAAUUGGCUUGGGUCAGAGGGGGCUAGUAGCUACUUGGUUACGGUUAGAGGACGACUUGUAAUAGUGGCUAGUUAGGGUUAAGAUCAGAAGGGGGCUGGUACUAGUGGCUAAUUUUUUAGGGUUAGGGUCAGAGGGCGAGU
Molecule: messenger RNA, 5653 nt
Organism: Lethenteron reissneri (Far Eastern brook lamprey)
Lineage: Eukaryota; Metazoa; Chordata; Hyperoartia; Petromyzontiformes; Petromyzontidae
Gene: WDR76
Product: WD repeat domain 76
Biological process (GO): regulation of DNA damage checkpoint
Cellular component (GO): nucleus
Molecular function (GO): protein binding; DNA binding
Source: RefSeq, a predicted model, not a curated record